CUGCCGAUUAAACAUAAACAAGCGUUCCAAAUAGGUGUGUGUUACUUGACGUGACAUUCUUUAUAUGAAUUGUUCAUGUUUACGCAUAUUUAUAAAUAUUGAAUUAUUAAAUAUAUACGAUUCAUAAUUGUAUGAAAUAAAAUUGAAAAGCGUAUUUUAGUAUGUAUUGGAAUUUAUUUGACAUACCAAGUAGAAUUAUAAAUACGAUUCAAUUCAAAAUCUUCUUUUAAAAUACAUUUCAACAAUGAAUAAUACCAAAAAGAUCAACGUGAAUUUUUCAUCUUUGGUGGGUUUAAAAACAGAGUUGUUAAGAAAGCAACAUGAAGUGAACGAGGCAAAAUUAAAGUCAGAAACCACUCAGGUUGAUUUAAAGCUAAAGAAGAAACUUAAAAAAGUUAAGAAAAAGAAUGUUGAUAGAAAUUUAGAUAAAUCAGAAUAUAUUGAAGAUGUUAGUACUCAUAAAAAAUCAAAAUUAAUGUUAGAAGCAAAAGCAAGAUUGUAUAAACAGUUAAAAAGAUCUAGAACCAAUAAUGAUAAUUUUCUUGUUGAUUUUAAAAGCAAAUCAGAUGAAUCUGAAGAAGAAAUAUCACAAAAAGAAGAAGACAAUGAAAAUGAUGUAACUUUUGGAAAUGAGGAUGAUUGGGUAGAGUAUGAAGAUUGUUUUGGUCGUACAAGAAAAUGUUUACGCGAAGAUCUACCUCUGAUGCAAGAGAAAGAUAAAUUAGUAAAACAACAAAUUGUAAAUGAGAAGGGCAUUGACUCAAAAACUAAAGAUAAUGUUGAACAAAGUAUUAUAGAAGAUGAAAAAGAACCAGAAAUAGAAGUUAUGAGAAGAAAAUGGGAAGAACAGACAAAGAAAUUGGCUGACAAAGCAAAUAUACAUUAUCAGGAUGUUUUGUUUGACGAGGCUAGAACUCAUGGUGUUGGUUACUAUGCAUUUUCACAAAGUGAAGAAGAGAGAAUGAAACAGCAAGAGAAUUUAUUAAAUUUAAGAAAAGAAACAGAACGAAAACAGAAAGAAAUAAAAGAACUUAAAGAUUUGCGGGAAAAAAUGGAAUAUAAUAGAUUGAAAGCAGCUAGAAUUAGGCAGCGUAUCAGAGCUGGGUUACCGGUAGAUACAAUAGAAGAAGAAGAACUUAAACAAAAGAAUGACAAUGAAUCAAACCAAGAUAAAGUAGAACGUGAAUCCAGUGUACAUGCAGAAGAAAAACCAGUUGGAAUUAAUGAUAAUAAAGAGAAAGAAGGUAAUGAAGAAGACGAGGCAGUGGUUAAAGAAAAUAAAAUAAAGGCUUUAGGAGAACUUCUGGGCAAAAGAACUCAUUGGUACGAAAUGUCACAAGAAGAAUGGGUUGACAAAUGUAGAAAAGAAAGAGUUACUGAAUUUGCUCCAGUAUACAGCGAUUUCAAAAGUGGUGGUUAUUUAAAUUCUGAAAAUACUGAUGAAUCCUCAAAUCAUCAAGAGCACCAGAAAUCUAAUUCAGAUCAAAUGCUUAUUCAGAAUGAUGAAAUUGAUUUAGAUUCUUAUUAUAUACCACUUCCUCCUACUUUGGUAACAAACAGUUCUACUGCCGAGUGUGAUAAGAAUACUUUAAUUAGAAAAAAGGAUAAUGAUCAUAGUUCACAUCAAACAAUUGAUACUACACAGUAUGAAUCUAAUAAUAUAAUAGAAGAUCAAGUGAAACCUACUGCAAACAUAGAUGAAGAGAGCAUAUUGGCUGGUUUACGAUAUUUGAGAGAAAAAUUUGAAGAAAGUCAAAAUAGUUAAGGCGUUAUAUAGCAUCGUUAAUUGUACAUAUCUGUAAAUACUUGUACUUUGUGCAAGCGCAUAUAUAGCAUUUCUGCGUAUAAUUUAAAAAAUAAAUAUUUUAAAUAAUAAUUAUUUAUAUCAAAUACAUUAUAAAACAUGAUAUAUUACGUUUAUUACAUUUUUAUUAAGUAUUUAUGUUUCAUUCACAUUUUGAUCUGUUCAUAUAAAACGCAUAUCGAUAAUAUUUAAUUAAAAAAAUAUAUUUUUAUUUCAAAGUAUAAAAUUAAUACUUUAAACUGGUAAAGAAGCUUAAUCAACAUCUGUAAUGACACUGUUACAAUUAGGACAUUUCACACGGUUGUGAAUCAUGGCAAAUGUAUUUAAACAGUAUAAGUGCAGUAAGGCUUCACAGUAAUUACACUUGUUUCCCUAAUUAAAAAAUGAAGAUAUUAAUAAUUAGUAAAAUUAUAUAAUUAAACAUUUCUCUUACAAGAACUUACAUAAAAGAUAACUUGUUUACAAAGGCAACAGGUGCUUAAAUUAUUUUCAUAAGUAGCUCUAAAGUAUGGCAUUAACUCUGUUAUACUUCUUACACCUAAAUAAUAAUAACCAUCCUGUAAAUAGUACAGAAAAAUAAUUCUAUUGAUACAAUCAUGUUUGAUUUAUUGUAUUAAAAUUUUACCAGUACCUUAUAAACCAACCAUUGUCUUUGAACUAUAUCAUUUAAAAAUUCUUCAGCAUCUGUUUUUGAUAAUUUUACAUCUGGGGAAGAACAAAAAUUUAAACAUAUUGUACUUUGUACACAUCUAAUGCUUGAUGUGAUAAUUUCAGAAAAUAUAUUCCUUAGUAAUGCCAGUUGUGCUUCUGAAAAUUCAGUCUGAAACCUAUAAAAUAUUGAUAAUUUUAAUAAAAAUGUUUAAAAAUGUUUUUAUUUAAUAUUCAGUAUAUACCUGGUUACUUCAUCAAGUACGGUACUUAUUAAAAUCCAAUACACCUGACCGGUGAUUUCACAUUGUCCUUUUCUAAUUAACAUAUUUAAAGGGUGUAAUUGUUCAUUUAUCCUAUUUAUUACUGCCGACACGUUAUCAGUAU
Molecule: messenger RNA, 2839 nt
Organism: Osmia lignaria (orchard mason bee)
Lineage: Eukaryota; Metazoa; Arthropoda; Insecta; Hymenoptera; Megachilidae
Product: coiled-coil domain-containing protein 174
Cellular component (GO): nucleus
Source: RefSeq, a predicted model, not a curated record